Molecule: messenger RNA, 459 nt
Organism: Colletotrichum higginsianum IMI 349063
Lineage: Eukaryota; Fungi; Ascomycota; Sordariomycetes; Glomerellales; Glomerellaceae
Exons: 2
Coding region: 1-459 (152 amino acids)
Source: RefSeq, a predicted model, not a curated record
AUGCGCUUCACCAACAUCCUCACCGCCUUCUCCUGCAUCGCCAGUGCCCUCGCCGCCAAGUACAUCCUCGUCUUGAACCCCACCACCGACAUCGAAAGCUUCAGCGCCAAGCUCGCGCAGGACAGCAUCGUCGUCGUCAGCAAGUUCCCCCUCUUCAACAUCCUCGUCGUCCAGACCUAUAUCCACGAUAUCGCCGCCCUAGAGAGCUACCCCGAGGUCUCCGACGCCGAGGUGGACCAGAUCGUCACGAUUGGCCCCGUUAUUCCUCCCGUCCCGUUGCCCUCCCCGCUGCCCGACUCGGAGGAACCCGAAGUUCCUCCCGUUCCGCUGCCGUCCCCGCUGCCUGAGUCGGAGGAACCCGAAGUCCCCCCCGUACCGUUGCCGUCCCCGCUGCCUGGUUCGGAAGAGCCGGAAGUUCCCCCCGUCCCGCUGCCUUCCCCGCUGCCCGACUCGGAGUAA